CAUACUUCAUCUAAACACUGUCACAGGUUGCAUCACUACUAAGGAGCUUGGGACUGUGAUGCGUUCUCUGGGACAGAACCCAACCGAGGCCGAGCUUCAAGAUAUGAUUAAUGAGGUUGAUGCCGAUGGGAAUGGGACAAUUGACUUCCCAGAGUUCCUCAACUUGAUGGCCAGAAAGAUGAAGGACACAGACUCCGAGGAGGAGCUCAAAGAAGCUUUCCGGGUUUUUGACAAGGACCAAAAUGGUUUCAUUUCUGCAGCUGAACUCCGCCAUGUCAUGACAAAUCUUGGUGAGAAGCUUACAGACGAGGAGGUUGAUGAGAUGAUUCGAGAGGCUGAUGUGGAUGGCGAUGGGCAGAUUAACUAUGAGGAGUUUGUCAAGAUCAUGAUGGCCAAGUGAGAACUUAACUACCCAAAUCUAAAUCUUUAGAUGAAUGAAGAUAGACAAGAAUGGCAGGUCAAUUGAUGAAAUUUCCAUUUCUUGUUAGGACGUGUUCUUUUGACAUUAUUAUCUUUGUUUGAAUUCUUGCUUGUUUCUAUUUUUCGCAUUGUUUUCAAGGCUGUUCUUCAGUGCAUGCUUGUUUUCUAUGUCCCCUGUUUUAAUAGUCUAGGUUAGUUUCUUCUUCUAUUCUAGUAAAAUAUGAACCUCGAACAACUGGAGAACUUCAGACUAAUUCUAUCGAUUAAUUUUCCAUUCCGUUAA
Messenger RNA from Olea europaea var. sylvestris, 703 nucleotides. Its product is annotated as calmodulin-2/4. The record is from RefSeq and is a predicted model, not a curated record. The coding region runs from base 59 to 400 and encodes 113 amino acids. The transcript has a single exon. Gene Ontology annotation, molecular function: enzyme regulator activity; calcium ion binding. Lineage: Eukaryota; Viridiplantae; Streptophyta; Magnoliopsida; Lamiales; Oleaceae.